This is a messenger RNA of Choloepus didactylus (southern two-toed sloth), 964 nucleotides long. RefSeq names its product IZUMO1 receptor, JUNO (gene IZUMO1R). Gene Ontology annotation, biological process: cell adhesion; fusion of sperm to egg plasma membrane involved in single fertilization; sperm-egg recognition. Gene Ontology annotation, cellular component: external side of plasma membrane. Gene Ontology annotation, molecular function: signaling receptor activity. Lineage: Eukaryota; Metazoa; Chordata; Mammalia; Pilosa; Megalonychidae. The coding region runs from base 1 to 729 and encodes 242 amino acids. The record is from RefSeq and is a predicted model, not a curated record. The transcript has 4 exons.
AUGGCUUGGUGGUGGCCGCUCCUGCUAGGGCUGUGGGCAGUCUCGCCUGCCUGGGCAGGGGACAAACUGCUCAACGUCUGCAUGAAGGCCCGACACCACAAGGGAAAGCCCGGCCCUGAAGACGAACUCUAUGAGGAGUGCAUCCCCUGGAAGGAAAAUGCCUGCUGCAUGGCCAACACAAGCUGGGAAGCCCACCUGGACACGUCCCUGCUCUACAACUUCAGCUUGACUCACUGUGGGCUCUUGACCCCAAGCUGUCAGAAGCACUUCAUCCAGGCCGCCUGCUUCUACGAGUGUUCCCCAAACCUGGGGCCCUGGAUCCAGGUGGACCCGAGUGGCACAGGAGAGCGAAUUUUGGACGUGCCACUGUGCUGGGAGGACUGCGAGCGGUGGUGGGCAGACUGCCGCACGUCUUACACUUGCAAAUCCAACUGGCAGGACGGCUGGGACUGGAGUCGGGGGAAGAGCCGCUGUCCUGCAGGAGCCCCCUGCCGCCCUUUCCCCCAUUACUUCCCCACCCCGGCUGAUCUGUGUGAGAAGAUCUGGAACAACUCCUACAAGGCGAGCACUGAGCACCGGGGCAGUGGGCAGUGUGUCCAGAAGUGGUUUGAUCCUGCUCGGGGCAACCCCAACGUGGCCGUGGCCCACCUCUUUGCAAACCCUGCCCCAUCCUGGGAACUCUCCUACACCCUCAUGUUCUUCUCUCUGUUCCUGUCGUUUCAUUCCUAAGAAUCCUUCCAUCUCCUGCUAGCUGUGGGCCAGGUCAGGCCUCGGCCACCUCCUACCUCAAACCCUUCCUUAAAAGGAACAGCCCCGGCUGGGGGACUGGGGUGGGACACUGAGGCUGCAGACUGAACCUUGCACGUUCAGUCCCAGGCCCCUCUACUGCUCUGCUCUGCCUUACCACACCUGGGAGGCAGCUGGGGACUAGGGGAGCCAAGGUGAUAAGCCCCCUCCUGCCUCU